Messenger RNA from Fusarium poae, 585 nucleotides. RefSeq lists its product as uncharacterized. The coding region runs from base 1 to 585 and encodes 194 amino acids. NCBI's taxonomy places the organism in Eukaryota, Fungi, Ascomycota, Sordariomycetes, Hypocreales, Nectriaceae. The record is from RefSeq and is a predicted model, not a curated record. The transcript has a single exon. Gene Ontology annotation, molecular function: acyltransferase activity, transferring groups other than amino-acyl groups.
AUGACACAAGCCACACUCCGCACCGACCGUCUCGAGCUACGGCCUCUCGGACCCGAACACGGGGAUUACAUCUACCAACUGGACUCAGAUCCUCAAGUUAUGAAGUACAUUGGUUACGGCAAGCCACUCUCGGCCGAUGAUUCCGCUAUCGUACACAAACUGCUGCUCGAGACAGCCUCGUUCGGAUCCGGGCUUGGAUGCUGGGUUGGAUUUGCAGGCGAGAACUUUGUAGGCUGGUGGAUUUUAGCACCCAGCCAGAGCAACGAUACUCCCCCCGAAGUCAACAAGAAGCGUGUCGAGUUCGGUCUGAGGAUCCUUCCCAAGUUUUGGGGUCAGGGUUACGCAAAGGAGGGUUCCCGGGCAGUGGUGAAGCAUGGUCUGGAAGAUCUCGGCGUUGAAGAAGUAUUCGGCGAGACCAUGGCUGUGAACCAGGGCUCACGGGCUGUCAUGUCAAAGAUUGGGCUCAAGCAUGUCAGGACAUUCCACAACAAGUACGACAACCCUCCUCCUGGCAUUGAAGAGGGAGAAGUGGAAUACCGUGUUACAAGGGACGAGUGGUCAUCGCAACAAGUAUGCGCGGCAUAG